CUGCCGCUCCUCGGCGCGGCCGGCGCCCUGCCCGCCCCGCUCCGCCGCCGCCGGAGCGCCUCGCUGCCCGUCGGCCCCUACCUGACGCGCUACCUGAGCCAGCAGAUUGAUCACUUUGGAUUUGAUGAAAAUCGUACAUUCCAGCAGAGGUACCUGGUAGCAGAUCAGUACUGGAGGAAGGACAGUGGGCCAAUACUGUUUUAUACAGGCAAUGAAGGAGACAUCGAGUGGUUCUGCAACAACACGGGUUUUAUGUGGGAUGUGGCUGAAGAGCUUAAUGCCAUGUUGGUAUUUGCUGAACACAGAUAUUAUGGACAAUCUUUGCCCUUUGGGAAUGAGUCUUUCAGUGAUUCCAAGCAUCUCAAUUACCUGACAUCCGAACAAGCUCUGGCAGACUUUGCAGUACUCGUUGAGUACUUAAAGACGACCAUUGCAGGGGCUCAGCACAGUCCAGUCAUAGCUAUUGGAGGGUCUUACGGAGGAAUGCUGGCAGCCUGGUUUAGGAUGAAGUAUCCCCAUGUGGUGGCUGGAGCUCUGGCAGCGUCUGCCCCGAUCUGGCAGUUCGGUGAUUUGGUUCCAUGUGGAACAUUUUUCAGCAUAGUGACCAAUGACUUCAAAAAGAGUGGCCCAGGCUGCUCAGAGAGCAUCCGGAAUUCCUGGGGUGCUGUUAACCACCUUUCCUCAACAGAUGCAGGUUUGCAGUGGCUUUCCAACACAUUUCAUUUGUGCAGCCCCUUAAAAACUCCUCAGGAUGCUGCUGUAUUGAAAAAUUGGCUGAGUGAGACUUGGGUAAACUUGGCUAUGGUGAAUUAUCCCUAUAAAGCUGACUUCUUGCAGCCUCUGCCAGCUUGGCCUAUACAGGAAGUCUGCAAGUUCUUGAAGGAUCCCAGUCUCUCUGACAAAUUGUUGCUGCAGAAUAUUUUCCAGGCAGUAAAUUUAUAUUACAACUAUACAGGAGAAGCCUCAUGCUUAGAUGUGUCACAGAGUGCAACAAAGAGUCUCGGUGAAAUGGGUUGGUACUACCAGGCUUGCACUGAGAUGGUGAUGCCCUUAUGCACAGAUGGUGUCCAUGACAUGUUUGAGCCUCAGAAGUGGGACUUUGAUGCACUUUCAGAAGAGUGUUACAGGAUGUGGGGGGUGAGGCCUCGCCUCUCUUGGAUGCUUUCUAUGUAUGGAGGAAAAAACAUCAGUUCACACAGCAACAUCAUCUUCAGCAAUGGUGGCCUGGAUCCGUGGUCUGCAGGUGGGGUGACCCAGAACAUCACCGACUCCCUCGUGGCGGUUGUGAUCCCAGAUGGAGCCCAUCACCUGGACCUACGCGGCCGAAACCCUUUGGACCCCAAGUCUGUCCAGCAAGCUCGAGCCAUGGAGGUCUGCCUCAUGAAGGAGUGGAUAGAAAAGGCCAGGCACAGCCACUGAGGUGGCACUGCGACAGCUGUGGCUGUUAGACCUCUCUUGGCUUUGCUGGGAGCGGGGCCAGGACUUGUGAUAUGGUCACUGGAGCAUUUCCCUCCUGCUUCCUCACCUGCACGGCAGUGGUCACCACUGCUUGUGUCCACGAGAGAGGCAGGCAGCAGAUGGAUGGAGAGCAUCCUCAGAUGAUAAACUCCAGUCAAAGUGCAUGGAUUGAGCUGCCUGCUCUGGUUCGCUUUCCUCUUCUGCUCUUCUCGAAUGCUGUACUUUACUACACAGCAGUGAGUUGCUGUUCUAGGCUUGCUGCCCUUCUCACUGUGCUGAGUGAUCAUUCCAACUGCUGGUGAAUCCAACAGUGGAUUACAUGGGAGUGCCCUUGAUGGUGAAACUCCUGCUGCCUCCAGUGUGAUUGAACAGAAAUCAGGUCUUACUGUGAUUUUGGUGGAGGUAGGGAAGGCCUGGGGAAACUGGCUGUGCUGUUUGUAAGGGAACUAAACAGCCCUUACCCUUUGGAAUGAGUGUUGGAAAAGAAAUAAAUAUACGACUUUUUUCAUACCUA
Molecule: messenger RNA, 1972 nt
Organism: Hirundo rustica (Barn swallow)
Lineage: Eukaryota; Metazoa; Chordata; Aves; Passeriformes; Hirundinidae
Gene: PRCP
Product: prolylcarboxypeptidase
Exons: 9
Coding region: 253-1419 (388 amino acids)
Biological process (GO): negative regulation of systemic arterial blood pressure; proteolysis; regulation of blood vessel endothelial cell migration
Molecular function (GO): dipeptidyl-peptidase activity; serine-type exopeptidase activity
Source: RefSeq, a predicted model, not a curated record